Propithecus coquereli (Coquerel's sifaka) is the source of this 2202-nucleotide messenger RNA. RefSeq names its product sema domain, immunoglobulin domain (Ig), short basic domain, secreted, (semaphorin) 3A (gene SEMA3A). Bases 1 to 2202 code for a protein of 733 amino acids. Lineage: Eukaryota; Metazoa; Chordata; Mammalia; Primates; Indriidae. Gene Ontology annotation, molecular function: semaphorin receptor binding; chemorepellent activity; neuropilin binding. The transcript is spliced from 17 exons. Gene Ontology annotation, biological process: neural crest cell migration; motor neuron axon guidance; positive regulation of neuron migration. The record is from RefSeq and is a predicted model, not a curated record.
AUGGGCUGGUUGGCUAGGAUUGUCUGUCUUUUCUGGGGAGUGUUACUUACAGCAAGAGCAAACUAUCAAAAUGGAAAGAACAAUGUGCCAAGGCUGAAAUUAUCCUACAAAGAAAUGUUGGAAUCCAACAAUGUGAUCACUUUCAAUGGCUUGGCCAACAGCUCGAAUUACCAUACCUUCCUUUUGGAUGAGGAACGAAGUAGGCUGUAUGUCGGAGCAAAGGAUCACAUAUUUUCAUUCAACCUGGUUAAUAUCAAGGAUUUUCAAAAGAUUGUGUGGCCAGUAUCCUACACCAGAAGAGAUGAAUGCAAGUGGGCUGGAAAAGAUAUCCUGAAAGAAUGUGCUAAUUUCAUCAAGGUACUUAAGGCAUAUAAUCAGACUCACUUGUAUGCCUGUGGAACUGGGGCCUUUCAUCCAAUUUGCACCUACAUUGAAAUUGGACAUCAUCCUGAGGACAACACUUUUAAACUGGAGGACUCACAUUUUGAAAAUGGCCGUGGGAAAAGUCCAUAUGACCCUAAACUGCUGACAGCAUCUCUUUUAAUAGAUGGAGAAUUAUACUCUGGAACUGCAGCUGAUUUUAUGGGGCGAGACUUUGCCAUCUUCCGAACUCUUGGGCACCAUCACCCAAUCAGGACAGAGCAGCACGAUUCCAGGUGGCUCAAUGAUCCAAGGUUCAUUAGUGCCCACCUCAUCCCAGAGAGUGACAAUCCUGAAGAUGACAAAGUAUAUUUUUUCUUCCGUGAAAAUGCAAUAGACGGAGAACACUCUGGAAAAGCUACUCACGCUAGAAUAGGUCAGAUAUGCAAGAAUGACUUCGGAGGGCACAGAAGUCUGGUGAAUAAAUGGACAACGUUCCUCAAAGCUCGUCUGAUUUGCUCAGUGCCAGGUCCCAAUGGCAUUGACACUCAUUUUGAUGAAUUACAGGAUGUAUUCCUAAUGAACUCUAAAGAUCCUAAAAAUCCAAUUGUAUAUGGAGUGUUUACAACUUCCAGGCACCAAUCUCAUGAGCAUGUUGAAUGUCUAAUGAUGUGGAUGGCUAUCGGUCAGUACAGACCAAGGUCACUCGUCAGCAAAUGUCCCAGUAAAACAUUUGGUGGGUUUGAUUCUACAAAAGACCUUCCUGAUGAUGUUAUAACAUUUGCAAGAAGCCAUCCAGCCAUGUACAACCCAGUGUUUCCUAUUAAUAACCGCCCUAUAAUGAUUAAAACUGAUGUAAACUAUCAGUUUACACAAAUUGUAGUAGACCGAGUGGACGCAGAAGACGGCCAGUAUGAUGUCAUGUUUAUCGGAACAGAUAUUGAAGAGAUUAUAUUCUCUGGCAAAGACCUGAGUGAACCAACUACUAUUUCAGCAAUGGAGCUUUCCACCAAACAGCAACAACUCUAUAUUGGUUCAACUUCUGGGGUUGCCCAGCUCCCUUUACAUCGAUGUGAUAUUUACGGGAAAGCCUGUGCCGAGUGCUGCCUCGCCAGAGACCCUUACUGUGCCUGGGAUGGCUCUUCGUGCUCUCGCUAUUUUCCCACUGCAAAGAGACGCACAAGACGACAAGAUAUAAGAAAUGGAGACCCACUGACUCACUGUUCAGACUUACAGCACCAUGAUAAUCAUCAUGGCCACGGCCUCGAAGAGAGAAUUAUCUAUGGAGUAGAAAAUAGUAGCACGUUCCUGGAAUGCAGUCCAAAGUCACAGCGAGCGUUGGUCUAUUGGCAAUUCCAGAGGCGAAAUGAAGAGCGAAAAGAAGAGAUCAGAGUGGAUGAUCAUAUCAUCAGGACAGAACAAGGACUUCUGCUGCGUAGCCUGCAGCGGAAGGAUUCGGGCAAUUACCUCUGUCACGCCGUGGAACACGGGUUCAUGCAAACUCUUCUUAAAGUGACCCUGGAAGUCAUAGACACAGAGCAUUUGGAAGAACUUCUUCAUAAAGAUGAUGAUGGAGAUGUCUCUAAGACCAAAGAAAUGUCCAACAGUAUGACACCUAGCCAGAAGGUCUGGUACAGAGACUUCAUGCAGCUCAUCAACCACCCUAACCUGAACACGAUGGAUGAGUUCUGUGAACAAGUUUGGAAAAGGGACCGAAAACAACGUCGACAAAGGCCAGGGCAUACCCAAGGGAACAGUAACAAGUGGAAGCACUUACAAGAAAAUAAGAAAGGUAGAAACAGGAGGACCCACGAAUUUGAGAGGGCACCGAGGAGUGUCUGA